AUGACUGAACCAGCCCACACCGAUCCGGUUAUCCGCCCUGUCUCACGGUUUUCGACCUCUACGUCUAUCAGGAUGGCGAACACUCAGGGGCAUAGCGGAGAAGUGGUUCCCAUGCCAAAGUGGUCCAGAAUAGUCGGCUUUGCUAGAGUUGCUCUUGCAAUCUUGGUUCUGGCAUUCACUGCCGCAGCUACUUCCAUCUGGGGAAUUUAUCCUGCCUUUGGGAUUGCGCUUUUCACUUCGUGUGCCACUCUCUUGAUCUUUAGCUACUAUAUUGUAGCCUUGUCGCAUAAACCUGAAUUGUACAGUCGCUGGGCUGUCCUUGGCCUCGAAGUUUUCGGCGUCGUCUUCUGGCUGGUCAGUUUCUCCCUUUUGGCCAACUUCACAAGCUGGUACAACGAAAGCGACUUCUGGUACGGCGCGGGCGAUAGCUAUGGCUUUUGGAAAGCUCCCUACACCCCCGAAGAUGUUGGUUUCUCGAAGAGAGCUAGAGUGGGGAAGUCCCAUAGCAAAUACCACGCAGGUGUUGCUCUAGCCGGAACUGCUGCUGGUCUUGGAGCCCUUGAAUUCGUUCUCUACUCCGUGACCCUACUUGUCUUCGGAUUAGCCCUUCACAAGCAGCGAGUUGAAGCGAGGCCUGGGCGCACAGUCGCUGCUGUUCCUGCAUCAGCACAGCCAUCAGCGAAGGAAGAGACUGAGGCUGUUGGAUCAAAGCUAGAAACCACGACAGAGAUUGUCUGA
This is a messenger RNA of Exophiala aquamarina CBS 119918, 738 nucleotides long. RefSeq lists its product as uncharacterized. The transcript has 3 exons. The record is from RefSeq and is a predicted model, not a curated record. Lineage: Eukaryota; Fungi; Ascomycota; Eurotiomycetes; Chaetothyriales; Herpotrichiellaceae. The coding region runs from base 1 to 738 and encodes 245 amino acids. Gene Ontology annotation, cellular component: membrane.